Molecule: messenger RNA, 1504 nt
Organism: Emys orbicularis (European pond turtle)
Lineage: Eukaryota; Metazoa; Chordata; Testudines; Emydidae
Gene: MRM3
Product: mitochondrial rRNA methyltransferase 3
Exons: 5
Coding region: 1-1401 (466 amino acids)
Biological process (GO): RNA processing
Molecular function (GO): RNA methyltransferase activity; RNA binding
Source: RefSeq, a predicted model, not a curated record
AUGGCGGCGCUCAGGCGCAUCACGCUGGGUCCUGCCGCCGCCGCCGCGCUGCUUCGGGCUCAGCCGGGAGGAGCCGGGGCGGGCGCGGCUGCGGGGCGGCGCUGGGUGCGGGCGCUGAGGCGGAGCCCGGUCCGCGUGCUGCCCCCGCGCAAAGAUCAGAGAGCGGCCGCCCAGGCCGGGCGGGAACCCGCGGAGCCGAAGGGAGCCCGGCUGUGGCCGGCCCCGGAGAAGAGCCCGGCCGGGCAGGGGCUGCGCUUCGAGAAGGCGGAGCCCGGAGACAGGAGGUUGGGAAAAGUGGUGACAAUUGCCAAGUCGAAAAAGUUUCGCGAUCAGCAUGGGAAGAUUCUGCUGGAGGGUCAGAGACUUAUCAAGGAUGCCCUGGACGCUGGAGCAGUGCCCCAGACUCUCUUCUUCAGUACUGUGGGGCACCUGAAGGAACUGCCUGAGGAAAAGCUGAAGAAAACCACUCUAGUUAAGGUGAAGUUUGAAGACAUUAAGAACUGGUCUGACCUCAUAACUCCUCAAGGGCUGAUAGGAAAACAGUCUUACGCAGACUCCAGCAGUACUGCUCCUCACCCGAUCUUCAGUACUUCCGGUUCCACCACAAAAGUAUCAGUUAAAUCAGAAGUGAUUAAAACAGGAAUCUUUUCCAGACCUGACCAUGCCAAGAUGACUUACCCAGCUGUCCAGCAACGGAAUUCGCUGCCCCUGUCCCUUAUCUGUGACAAUCUCCGCGAUCCAGGAAACCUGGGGACUAUACUGAGAUCUGCAGUUGGAGCAGGCUGCAGCAAAGUGCUGCUCACCAAAGGCUGUGUGGAUCCGUGGGAGCCCAAAGUGCUUCGUGCAGGCAUGGGGGCUCACUUCCGCCUGCCCAUCAUUGCCAAUCUGGAGUGGGAAUCCAUUUCCAACUAUCUUCCCACAGACACACAGGUCUACGUGGCCGACAGCCGCGACCCAAGAACACAGGACAAGAUGGAGGAUGGGUCGGGAAAGGCCAGGUCGGGAAAGGCCAGCAGCUAUGGUUGGGUUUCCAGACCUCACAACUUGAAGGCUCCGAUAGGCAGAGAGGACUUGGCUUUUGAUUCAGAGAGUGAAGAGGAGGAGCAGGGAACAGAUGAGGCUUGGUUCCCAGAACUUGACACUCAAUGUUACCACGAGAACUGGACACGGGCUCCAGCAGCAGCGGUGGUGAUUGGUGGGGAGACCCAUGGUUUGAGCACAGAAGCACUUCGGCUAGCAGAGAGCACGGGGGGGAAGAGACUGAUUAUUCCUGUGGUCCCAGGUGUGGACAGUUUGAACUCAGCCAUGGCCGCGAGCAUCCUGUUGUUUGAGGGGAAGAGACAAUUACAGUUGAGAGAGAAGCAAGAGAGCAAAGGACAGAAGUUCCCUGCCUUGGGCUAAACUGUGCAGGAGACCAUUCUGCACAGAAAGAGCCUCCUCUUCUGUAUGUUCCCAUGCAGGCAGCUUGCAGAGGAAUCAAUAAAAUCACAGGUUUUGCAACUGC